This is a messenger RNA of Anastrepha obliqua, 4586 nucleotides long. RefSeq names its product KH domain-containing, RNA-binding, signal transduction-associated protein 3 (gene qkr54B). The record is from RefSeq and is a predicted model, not a curated record. Gene Ontology annotation, biological process: regulation of alternative mRNA splicing, via spliceosome. NCBI's taxonomy places the organism in Eukaryota, Metazoa, Arthropoda, Insecta, Diptera, Tephritidae. The coding region runs from base 337 to 1773 and encodes 478 amino acids. Gene Ontology annotation, molecular function: mRNA binding. Gene Ontology annotation, cellular component: nucleus. The transcript is spliced from 8 exons.
CGAAGGUGAAAGUGAUGGACACUUUAGGAAAAAAUGCAUAAAAUACUGAAUGACGUAGUAAAACAACUAAAAUUUCGAUUUAUCUAAUACAGUGAAUAUUAAAGAAAUGCAGACGCCGGAAACAGGAAAACAAAAAACAUUCUCAAUAUAUUUUUUUUGUACACAUUGUACGCACCUUUAUUUACUUUCGUAUUAGGUUUCCCCUUCACUUGGCUGAUUGUGUCGUAGUUGCUGUUCCGUUUAUUACAGUUUUGUGAAUUGAUAACUGCUUUUGGGGCUGCUUUUCACACGUUGCUGUGUGUGCGGCGCGAACGUUUGUUGUUGUCCGGUUGCAAGAUGACUGACGUCUACGACGGCAACGGUGACUACGCAGCAUACAAUGAGGAUGAUGACUAUGGUAAGCAACGGAAAGGCGGUUGCGUUACAGGAGUGGACCCUCAUAAUGGUGAUAGCUCAAAUCAUGAUCUGCAUCAUCAUGUAGGCGGUGUUGUUGUUGGAGGUGGCGGUGUCGGCGUUGGAGGCGGUAUGGGAAUGGUUGGUGGCGGAGGCGGCGAUGUUGGUCAGUUAAACGAUAAAGCAAACGAAUACAUUCGUGAUUGUAUGGCGGAGAAAAAUCGAAUGGAUAGAAAGUUUCCAAUUGCCGAAAAGUUACUGGACUUUGAAAUUGAGAAGGUGCAAACUAUUGGCCGUAUACCGCCGCGGGAACAAAAAUAUGCGGAUAUUUAUAGAGAAAAACCAUUGCGUGUCUCUCAAAAAGUGUUAGUACCGAUUAGGGAGCAUCCAAAGUUUAAUUUCGUUGGGAAAUUGUUGGGACCAAAAGGAAAUUCACUGCGCCGUUUGCAAGAAGAGACACUUUGUAAAAUGACGGUGCUAGGCCGCAAUUCAAUGCGCGAUCGAGCGAAGGAAGAAGAACUGCGUUCAUCGACAGACCCGAAAUAUGCACAUUUGAACAGUGAUUUGCAUGUUGAAAUCUCUACAAUUGCUCCACCGGCAGAAGCUUAUGCACGUAUCGCCUACGCAAUGGCUGAGUUACGCAAGUACUUAAUACCUGAUAGUAAUGAUGUUAUACGGCAAGAGCAGCUACGGGAGUUAAUGGACAAUACUGGCAUUUCUGAUGAUGUGACCAAAUCGGCUUAUAAGAAAAUUUCACAUCAGCAAUCUAGUAGUAAUCUAAGCGGUGCUGGAGGACCAGGGGGAGGUGGUAGUGGUGUAGUUGGUGGUGGAGGCGUGUUGGGUGGCGGUUCGAUAGCAGCUGCAGCAGGAGGCAGUAAUAUGGGCAUGGGUAAAAGUGCACAACACCAUGGGUAUAGGACUCCCCAAUCUUCGCAAAAUUUGCCGUUCAGUAAGAAUUCCGUUGCACCAAAACAAAAGGUACUCUCCAUUUUAGAGAAGGCACGAACUGCCAUGGAGGAAACUUAUGGACGUGGCUAUGAGGAUCCAAUCACAUAUGAACAGACCUCUUACGAUGCUUACCCAUAUGGACAUGGACAAACUACACAUGCACAUGCUGGACAUUUGCCAAGCAACGCCGGUAUAGGCACAUCAAAUAUGGCACCGCGUGGACCGUAUGAUGUAACCGAAUAUGAAACCGACUACAAUAGGCGAGACUAUUAUCCCAAUUCGUCGAAUUUUGGAGGUGGCGCCUCCGGAAUGCAUACAAAUCACAACACUGGCAUAAAUCCGAAUCAUAAUCGAAGCCACGUUAACAGACCAACAAAUCCAUCAUUGCAUAUUCGUGAAUUGCCACCAUUUGUACCAGUGCAGCUCUUCUAAAUCUCUAGGAGCUAUAAGGGGGCAGUGAUGGAAUGAAAAAAUUGCGUUUGAAACGUAACAGAAGAUUGUUACUAAUAACAACUAAAUUAAUAGAUUUACAAUUAAAACGUUGGUGGUUGCAUUCGUUUGCAUGCAGAUGUGACCAAAUGCAUACAAGUAUACAUAUAGGCGCAUUCAUUUACAGAGCUGCUAACAAACAUACACACAUGCAUACAUAUAUACAUAUGUAACAGAUGAUUCACCAGUGAUCGAACAAAUGAAAUAUCAGUCUUGAUCAGCAAUUUAAUAUCAAGUAAAAAUAGAUUUCUAUGUGCAAAUCAACGAAAUAGGGAAAGUGUGAACGAAGUUGCAACAAGUAGAAAGAUUAAAAUACUACGUAAAAUCAAACCCACUUACUUACAUACAUAAAUUGUAUUUACAUACAGACACAUGCAUACACGGAUGCCUGCGGGAUUAUGUAUAAGACGCAUAUUUAUAAAAUAAGCUCUCUUAAAAAAUGAUAUUUAUAUAUUUAUAUUCUUAAUGAAACUAAUAGAAAGAAAAAAAUAUGGAAAACAUUAAAAAAAUUUAAUACUAGAAUGGUUUAACGAAAGAGGCGAAUCUAGAGGGGAAAUAAUCAAAGAUGACAUGAAACAUGCAAACAGAAUUACUUUCAAAGAAUUUUUCAAAAUAAAUAGAAGAAAAAAACAAAAACAAAUAAAUGAAUAAAAAAAAUUAACAAACAUAAAAAAUAAUCAGAAAUUGUAUGUGUUAAAUAAAAGCCUAUUUAUUAAAUAUUUUGAGCUCAAUUUGCAAAUUAGUAGCUAAAAGUAUAAUACUAUAACGGCAUUAAAAUGGAAAAAUUAACAUUAAAAAAGGACAAUUAAUUGACAAUGGCUAAUACAAGAGAAAAUCACGAAAAGCAUAAAAACGCAUGCAUCAACAUAUACAUACAUACAAACGUAUAUAUAUAAUGAACUGAAUACUGAUUUACACACACACGUUGUAUGUUUUGCGAAUAAGGUAUUCUACUUUUGGUACUGGUACUGGAAUGGUAAUACGUUUUAUAAAGACACAAUUUACGUUUUGUUUAUAUAACAAUAGAUCGAAUUAAUCACAUAUUCUUUUUUUUAUCUAAAAAUAAAUAAAUAAAAUCAAAUAAAACAAUAAUCAAAAAAUGUUAUGGGUAUUCAUUGAGAGCAGUAAAUUUACGCACAGCCAAACAAACAAACAAAAAAAAAAUUGCUAUUAAAAUUUAUGUGAAAAGAAAAAUAUUGUCUGACAGUUCAGCUAUUAUGUAAAUUUUUUCUAUUUUUUGAAAAUAUUUAUUAUGCUUAUUUCACUUCGAAAAGUGCGCUACAACAACAUAAUUUAAGUAAAUAAUUUUAAACGAUACAAUCUUAUGAGUUUUAAAAAUUCCUUAUGGACCAGAUUUUCAGUGCAAGUAUAACUGAGGUGAAGUUUUAAACUACAUUUGUGCAUAUGUAUACGUAUAUAUGUAUGAAGGUAUAAGCCUGCUUAAAUGUACCUUUAAACUUAGUUUAGUUGGAAGGUACAUUUGAAUUUACACUCAAAAAUCGGCCUCAAUGCAUUCCAUAGCAGGGAGUAUUUUUUUUUUUUGAAAUGUUUGAUAUUUCCAAUGAUAGCUUUUUUCUGUGUACUUCUGCUGUAGCUAGCGACGGAACACAAAACUAAAGGGGAAGCUGAAACCUACUUCUCGUUUAGUACCAAAAAAAUGUGCUCCUAUUUUCAAACCGAUCUUUGUUAGCGAUGGAUCUGUGCAUAUGCAUACAUAUAUUUUCUUUGUUAUACAAUCUCACAUGUAUAAAUGCCACGAAUUUGCUGAGAGUCGAGCAUUUGGUUAAAUUAAUGCGGAAAAUAUGUAUGUACACAAAACUUGAUUUAUGCGCAAUAAUCGCGCAUAACUUUAUUGGAAUUAGUUUGUUCAUUUAAAAUCUAUCUCGGAUGGUAACUAUGAUACAUAUAAAACAAAGCAUAAAUAAUCGUCUGGCUACAAUUAUGUUGAAAAGAGAAAAAAUAUAUAUUUACUCAAAAUUGGAAGUGAAGAGGACGCAAGUAUUGUAGAGAAAAUAUGAUAUUAUGUUCGCUUAUAGCAAAUUUGCAAAUUUUCUUUUCAAGUUGAUACAAUUAAAAAAGGUAAACACUUUUCAAACAGUACAAACCCGUUUUGUAUUCCACAAUAACUUUGAUUUCCCAAACUUUAAAAUGUUUUUUUUUUUAUUUUCACAAUAAAUUAAAGUGUAUGUAUGUACAAGACAAUUAAAAAAAAUUAUUGCUGGAAACAAUAAGCAAGGCAGUCACACAGUCAUACACAAUACACAUAAAUAUAGUUUGUAACAAAAUCUUAAUAAAGCAUAAAGUUCUUAAUAAAUAUGAUACUUACAAGCAUAUAAAAGUAUAAAAAAAAAUAUUACUGUAACACAUAUAUAAUUAAAAAAGAACACAUAAAAGUAAACCAAGCAAUCGUUAAGUCGAUCUGGAAAAUAUGAAUAAAAGAUAUGCAUACAAUAUAUAGAAUGAAUAAAUAAUAAUAAUCGCUAUAUCGAUUAAAAAAUUAUAUGAAAAAAACUAAAUAUUACUUAUAAUAAUUGCAGCAGUGUUUAGUUGAAAAAAGUAUAAUUUUCUGCGCAUGAAAUGUGCAGCGUACUCUUACCACGAUUUACGAUUUCUCGUUGAAGAAGGCCAAAAGUCUUUUGCUAUCUUUUGAAUUACGUUGAAAAUUGUGCUGCACUGUGCAAUUAAUAAUAAACCUUACUCUACGAAAAAUAAAUGGUAUACAAUAAAAUAAAAAAUGUAUUAAUACGAAAAAUGUA